This is a messenger RNA of Guyanagaster necrorhizus, 911 nucleotides long. RefSeq lists its product as uncharacterized. The transcript has 2 exons. NCBI's taxonomy places the organism in Eukaryota, Fungi, Basidiomycota, Agaricomycetes, Agaricales, Physalacriaceae. The coding region runs from base 24 to 440 and encodes 138 amino acids. The record is from RefSeq and is a predicted model, not a curated record.
CCAGAACUUUGUCCAUGACCACCAUGACCACCUUACAACCUACCCUGCAAUGUGCAGUUUUGACACCUAGAUUACUGCCGGAACUCAUGGAUGAAAUAGUUGAUGCCCUUUCCGAUGAUGUUCACUCUCUCACAGCUUGCGCAUUAUCCUCUCGCCAACUUGUCCACCGCAGCCGCUAUCACCUAUUCCGCACCAUACACUUCGAUUUCAUCCCACAUCGGUCAUUCAAUCGCUGCGAAAAUUUCUUGGAGAAGUGCCAAUAUGUGGCGCCACUUGUAAGGAGUCUUACCUUGAGCGAAAAUGCCCUCCGGGCCUCUGAACCGCAGCUGCCUAUCAUCUUUGCAAUGAUGAAGAACUUGACGUCCUUGCAUCUUGUCAAGGUGGACCUAGUUGGCAUUAAUAUCAUCUUGGCACCUUCCUCGGGGGGUUCCACAAAUUAAACAAGCUAGCGCUAUGUGACGUAUACAUUUAUGAAGAGACAUCUUCAUCGUCUGAAGUUUCUCUUGAGCUUGAAGAAUUAGUGAUUACCCCAGCCAACACCCAAUCGGACAUGAAUACCAUCAUGUGCCUCCUCCCACUCCUCUCCAUGCCACCUUGUAUUCGACGGCUCACCUACCCAAUUUACCAUCCAGAGCAGAACAUCCCACAAUACAAUGUGAUUCCUUAUACACACCUGGAUGAGUUAUUUCUAGUGGGAGCCUCCGAGUCAAAGAUACCCGUUCCGGAUAUCCAAAACGUUACCAGGCUUCGUUUGCUUGUGAUCACCCCCUGGCACUGGGAUGCGGCAGAUGGAUGCAAAAACUAUGACGAGCUAACAGAUUGGCUCAUACACCUGCUACAUAAAGCCCAAGGGGGGUGCUUAAAGGAGGUCCAAUUGGAGUAUGGCCUGAUUGGCAUAUCUGGGAGUCAGA